Molecule: messenger RNA, 1131 nt
Organism: Erinaceus europaeus (western European hedgehog)
Lineage: Eukaryota; Metazoa; Chordata; Mammalia; Eulipotyphla; Erinaceidae
Product: olfactory receptor 56A3
Exons: 1
Coding region: 1-951 (316 amino acids)
Biological process (GO): G protein-coupled receptor signaling pathway
Cellular component (GO): membrane
Molecular function (GO): G protein-coupled receptor activity; olfactory receptor activity
Source: RefSeq, a predicted model, not a curated record
AUGGCAAAACCACAAAAUGCCACCCUCUCAGCUGAGGUUUCAGACUUCAUCCUGAAUUGUUUUGUCAGGUCUCCUGGCUGGCAAUUCUGGCUGUCUCUACCUCUCAGCAUCCUCUGUGUCCUGGCCAUGGGGGCCAAUGCCACCCUCCUCACCACCAUCUGGUUAGAAGCCUCCUUGCACCAGCCCAUGUACUACCUGCUCAGCCUCCUCUCCCUGUUGGACAUCGUGCUCUGCCUCACUGUCAUCCCCAAGGUCCUGGCCAUCUUCUGGUUUGACCUCAGGUCCAUCAGCUUCUCUGCCUGCUUCUUCCAGAUGUUCAUCAUGAAUUGUUUCCUAGCCAUGGAGUCUUGCACAUUCAUGGUCAUGGCCUAUGACCGUUAUAUAGCCAUCUGCCACCCACUAAGAUACCCAUCUAUCAUCACUGAUCAAUUUGUAUCCAAGGCUGCCAUCUUCAUUUUGACAAGAAGUGUCCUUCUUGUAGUGCCCAUUCCCAUUCUCUCAGCACGGCUCAAUUACUGUACGAGAAAUAUCAUUGAGAACUGUAUCUGUGCCAACAUGUCUGUCUCCAGGCUCUCCUGUGAUGAUGUCACCAUCAAUCGUGUCUACCAAUUUGCUGGUGGCUGGACCCUGCUAGGAUCUGACCUCAUCCUCAUCUUCCUCUCCUAUACCCUCAUACUGAGAGCUGUGCUAAGACUCAAGGCAGAGGGCGCAGUUGUCAAGGCCCUAAGCACAUGUGGUUCCCACUUCAUCCUUAUCCUUUUCUUCAGCACCAUUCUUCUGGUUUUUGUCCUCACUCAUGCAGUGAAGAAGAAAGUCCCUCCUGAUGUGCCAGUCUUGCUCAACGUUCUCCACCAUGUCAUCCCUGCAGCCCUCAACCCCAUUGUUUAUGGAGUCAGAACCCAGGAGAUCAAGCAAGGAAUUCAGAGAUUACUGAAGAAAGUAUGGUAUUAAAAGCAACUGGAUCUCUACCUGCCUACAACAUUAUGACUUAUAAACAAGUGAGUGACAAAUCUCGCUGAACCCCCUAACUCAGAGACCAAAGAUUAAAGAGAAACACAAAUUAAAUUCUGAAAUAAUUUCUUCAUUCUUCAAAUUCUGAUGCUCCUUCUUACAAAAAAAAAAAAAACUGGU